AUGAGUGCUCAAGUCUAUCGCCGCCGACGACCUGCGGUUGCUUGUAUCGAAUGCCGACGACGCAAAGUGAAAUGUGAUCGCUCCUUGCCCUGCGGCCCAUGUUGCAAUGCCUCACUGCUUUGUGGUUAUCGUAAUCCAUUGGCUCCGACUGAUCCCCGCGCGGGCCUGGCAGCCACCGAUCUGUCCACUGCAUCCGAGGAAUAUGGCGCCACUAACCUUAACACUACAAUCCACACGUCUACCACGUUGUUUAGCAGCGGUAGUGGUAUGCCGCUCUCCCUGUCCCCAUUAAUGUACACAAGCUCCGGGGAUGCGAGUAUGAACGAAUCAGUGGACCUCCCCGGACGCACCGUAUCCCACGCCAAGAACUUUGGCUGUGGCAAGCAUUACAUCCAGUCGUCCUUUGAGCAGAUCAUUAAGUCAGAACGAUCCAUAAAGUAUUACACCCAGUCAGGCCCACCUAAUAUAACCAACAAUCUGCUGCCGAAGUCGACCUGUGACCGCCUGAUAACACUCUACCUGCACACGUUCGAGUCAGUCUUCCGAGUGCUUCAUAUUCCGACCUUCAUGCAACAGUAUGAGUUGUACUGGAACAACCCGCUGGGUACAAGCCGGGCCUUUCCCUCCACCCUUGCCCUUGUCCUGGCCAUCGGGGCCUGCUUCGUCUCGGACGCCGACGCCGAUGAGCUACAGCUGUUGGCGUCCAAGUGGAUCUAUGGGGCGCAGUUCUGGCUCACCGACAGCUUUGAAAAGUUCGACAUCGAUCUGUCCAUUUUGCAGGUCUCGGCCUUGCUGCUGUUGGCGCGCCAAACACUCCCUGACCCAUCCGAGUUGGUCUGGAUCUCAGGCGACUUUCCCCUGCGCAUUGCUGUCGGACUCGGCCUACACAAGGAGGCGCGAAUCCAUUUCCCGGAUUUUCCGCCCGUUGAGACCGAGCUCCGGAAACGCCUGUGGGCUACCAUUCUGGAGAUGUCGAUCCAGUCAUGUCUGGACACGGGUAUGCCACCGUCCAUCUCCAAUGAUGAUUUCGACUGCGAGCCGCCAUCCAACAUCCAUGAUGUCGAUGUCAGCAAUCCAUCAGCUGCCGCGGAUACAGCCAACUCCUUUACCCAAAGCACCAUCCUGCGUAUGCUGAUGCAGACCAUGCCAGUGCGGCUGCAGAUCCUCCGGUAUUGCAAUGCCCUAAAGAAGACCCCGAGCCAAGAUUACCAGGGGAUUCUGAAACUGGGCAUGCAACUGGAUACCAUGUGCCGUUCUCAUACUGCGAUGCUCCAGUCCUAUCAGAUGGGUACCAAUUCCGACACGCCGAAGCCAACUGAAUUCCAGAUCCAUGUUCUGAACAUCUUGGCUCGUCGCUUUCUACUGGCGUUACAUUCUCCGUUCGCGGUGGAAGCAAAGGCGGAUCAGUCAUUCUAUUUCAGUCGCAAAGUGCUCACUGAGAAUGCACUCCUUUGCCUAUCCCCUCCGCAAACGGUCCAGCAUGCGCCGCUGCCCUUGGGUUCCUUACCGGAGUGCCAACAUGAGCUCCUCAGGUUAAAGGUGCGUGGUGGCGACAUCAUCAAGCACACACUGUGCCACGCUACAGCCAUCCUCAUCAUUGAACUUAUCACUGAAUUGGAGGAAAAUGCCUUUCCCAUCACGCACAGCCUUUCGCAGGACCUAUUCUGCCACACCAUCGAAGAGUCAAUGGGCGUCUUCAGGCGACGAAUUCAGGCUGGAGAGACCAGUGUCGAUAUCUAUGUUCUGUUUUCCUGUGCCAUGGCACAGGCCAAGGUGAUAAAAGCCGGACUGGCGCCAGAGCGACAAAUUAUCGAAACUGCCAAAGAGAGUUUGGUCUUCUGCUGUGAACAACUCAAAUUCAAAGCUCAAACUAGCGCGCUCAGCUUUCUAGGAUUGGCUCCAAGUCUGCAGUUAGCAUUGGAGAAUGACCCCGGGGGUUUGAACUCGUGGGAGAGCAUGGAGAUCCGCUUCCUACCAUCGAUCCGGCCCCCAACGCAUCCUGAACACGCCCUCGACAACCGCAAUGAUUUAUGCCAUUGA
Molecule: messenger RNA, 2040 nt
Organism: Aspergillus tanneri
Lineage: Eukaryota; Fungi; Ascomycota; Eurotiomycetes; Eurotiales; Aspergillaceae
Exons: 3
Coding region: 1-2040 (679 amino acids)
Biological process (GO): DNA-templated transcription; regulation of transcription by RNA polymerase II
Cellular component (GO): nucleus
Molecular function (GO): RNA polymerase II cis-regulatory region sequence-specific DNA binding; zinc ion binding; DNA-binding transcription activator activity, RNA polymerase II-specific
Source: RefSeq, a predicted model, not a curated record